GAGCAGGCGCUGAAGCUCAGGGACCCCCCAGCCUCACUCGCACACGGGGCCCCUCCCCGGCACGGCCAUGUUCGAGGACAAGAGGACCAAGGUGAGGAUGACCUUUCUGGUCAUUCUGCUGGGCAUCUCCUCCAUGUUUGUGGCCGUGGUGUCAGACCACUGGGCGGUGCUGAACGCACGGGUGGAGCACCUCAACGCCACCUGCGAGGCGGCUCACUUUGGCCUCUGGCGGCUUUGUAAGAAGAGCAUCUUCAUGAGGGUGGAGGACCCUGGAGGCAGCAGUUGUGGCCCCAUCAGCCUCCCCGGAGCCAAAAACUGUUCCUACUUCAAACAUUUCACUUCGGGAGAAGAGGCCGAGCUUUUUGAGGUUGAAACCCAGAAAGAGUACAACAUCUCAGCGGCGGCGAUCGCCGUCUUCAGCCUGGCCUUCAUGAUGCUGGGUACCCUUUGUCUGAUAGGGUCCUUCGGAAGAGGCAGGGACUACCUGCUGCGGCCGGCUGGCAUGUUCUUUGCUUUCGCAGGUCUGUGCAUAAUCAUCUCGGUGGAGGUGAUGCGACAGUCCGUGAAGCGCAUGAUCGACAGCGACGAGACCAUCUGGAUCCAAUACUACUACUCCUGGUCGUUUGCGUGCGCCUGCUCAGCCUUCGUCCUCCUCUUCCUCAGCGGCAUCGCCCUUCUUCUCAUCUCCAUGCCCCACAUGCCCCGCAAUUCCUGGGAGACCUGCAUGGACGCCGAGCCUGAGCCUCUGGAUUAGGAGACGAAGGUGCAGCUUCAGUAGGCACGUUUGGUUUAGGUCGUAAUUGUAACAGUUUGAUGACCCACGUCAUGUUUGUAACAAAUAAAGUGCACUACUACGGAACAAGCAACAUUGCUCGUCCCAGAUUAUAAUGGCUUUUGUUGUAACUGUUCUUUAAGGCUACUGUUUCUGCGCGAUUGCCACUACGGAAGAACACGUGGACUCCUGCGUAAAUUGUGAAUCACCUUUCCCACAGACACAUAAUAGUAAUAAAAAGGAAAUUAUGGAUGUGGUUAAUAUUGCAUGUGGCACGUCCUGCUGUCAUUCUUACACAUUACUCUAAGAGAAUAAUUGAUUUGUGGUCUGUCUGUCGCUAGCAUGGCCACAAUUAGCCUACGCGUAAAGCGAAAACUAGACAACAUAUAUACUACGCAAAAAUCACGAUUGGUGCUUUAAAUGACUGACACACAGCAAGCUAGCGCCCAUAGAGACGGACCUGCAGGAUGAGUAGCCUGUGGUCUGGGUUUACUGCUGUGUUCAGUGCAGGUGUCUUAUGCUCAAAUAUUCAGUGCGUCUUUUGUAGGUAUAGCUUAAAAAACAAAAGGUUCGGGAUCUUUAAAUGCAGUUCUAGCAAAUCUUUAAUCAUUUGAUCUUAUUUUAUUAUAAUUUUAAGAAAUAAAGAAACACCUUUUCCCUACUAAAGUAACUUGGCUUACUUAUAAACGGGUUCUGUGUUAUAGCCUACUGUAGAACGUUUUCCCAUUUUUCAGAGCAAAUACUUAUUACAGAUUAAAACUUGAAAAGCAUGUGUUUGUUUCAUUUAUAAAAUCAGGUUAAAUUCUACUUUUUCAGUAGCCUAGUUGUUUUUAAAUUAGUGGUGUCGAGAUGCCCGGUCCAUUUUGAGUCAUCGCGUAGAUUGUGAUUAAAUCCCGUGUUAACAAUGGAUUUUUCUUGCGAUAUUAAGCAAAUCAUUGGUUUUAGGCAUUUUCAGUGCUCACACAUGGCAUGGCGGUUUUCAGGGAGGAAACUAUUCACGAGGUAUUUUUUUAUAUAUAGCUAAGCAAACUAAGUGCAAAUACCGUUCGCUUUAAACAACCGAAUGCAAGAAUUGUGUGUUUUAUUACGGGUUUCAAGCAAAACGGCUUUUGUAUUUUUGAAAAGCAACGUUAUUCUGUAGUUUACUCUUUUGAUACAGUAACUUAGAAGCCAUUGCUUCCGUCAGGUCAGUUUUUUUUUCUCGUCCAGAUGUGUGUAAAAGAGAUAAGAGGUUGUUUACGAGGUACAUGUCACAUUGGGUUUCGCGGGGGAAAGGAAACUGGAAGAUACCGCCCUACAAAUGUGCCACUAAACUGUAUAUCAAACAUCACAACAAACUUCUUUAUAAACGUAAAAUUUAUGUAAGCAAAGUGUUGUCUUUUUAAUGAAGAUACA
Molecule: messenger RNA, 2167 nt
Organism: Paramormyrops kingsleyae
Lineage: Eukaryota; Metazoa; Chordata; Actinopteri; Osteoglossiformes; Mormyridae
Product: voltage-dependent calcium channel gamma-1 subunit-like
Biological process (GO): calcium ion transmembrane transport; regulation of calcium ion transmembrane transport via high voltage-gated calcium channel
Cellular component (GO): membrane; L-type voltage-gated calcium channel complex
Molecular function (GO): voltage-gated calcium channel activity; calcium channel regulator activity
Source: RefSeq, a predicted model, not a curated record